CGGCACGCCAAACGACGACAACGUGUGCACGCUGCUGCUUCAGCUCCCAUCUCGAGAGACACUUUGCCGCAAACGCGAUCGCGAUCUCCGUUCAGUUUCGGUGUUGGUUUUGGUUUUGGUUUCAUUCCCGCAUUGCCAGCGCUCGCGAAUAGUUUAGCGUCGAGAGCGUCGAAUAUCAAAUUUCAUAUUUCUUUUUGUUUGCGUUUGCAUUUGCGUUAUCGCCCAAAUUGACGACGGUGACAGUGACAGUGACAGUGCCAUGAAGCCGUAGUGUAAGCUUCACAUAAAAAAUAAAAGAAAAAAAACCCCAAACCGUAAACGAAAACAAAAACAAAUUAAGCCAAGCAUAAAAACCAGAGUUGAUUGCAAGCAACAAUAAAUUUUGUAUAGAAAAUGAGUGCCAAAGAUACGGGCCAUGAAAAUGGCGGCUUCAACAACAGCAGCGAGGUGUCCCUGGAUAUACCCACCAAUACGCUAUAUCACACAUCGCGCGACUGCAUCGUGCAGCAGGAGGAGGAACCAAUGAAAUCCAGCGCCUGGUCCGACUGCUGCUCGAACAUAUUUCGCCGCAAGACGCUGGAGAAGCGUUUUCCGAUUCUAGUCUGGCUGCCGCAGUACAAGAAGGACUACAUCUUUGGCGAUCUGGUGGCGGGCAUAUCAGUCGCCCUUACAGUUAUUCCACAGGCCUUGGCCUAUGCCGGCAUUGCUGGUCUGGAUCUGCAGUACGGACUGUACGCCUGUUUCCUUGGCUGCUUCAUUUACAUCUUCAUUGGCUCCAGCAAGGAUGUGCCCGUGGGUCCCACAGCCAUAUCGGCGCUGCUUUCAUUCCAAAUCGCCGGCGGCAGCUGGCAAAUGGCCACGCUGCUGACCUUCCUCACUGGCCUCAUCGAGAUACUCAUGGGCGUCUUUCAGUUGGGCUUUCUCAUCGACUUUGUCUCUGGUCCUGUGGGCGCGGGCUUCACCAGCGCCGUCUCGCUCAUCAUCUUCAGCUCCCAGAUGAAGGAUCUGCUGGGCAUACACACCAGCGGCAAUACCUUUCUCCAGGUCUGGAUCAGCAUCAUCAACGACAUUCACAACAUCAGCUGGCCGGACUUUGUGCUCGGCCUCAUCUGCAUUGUAGUCCUGCUCAGUCUGCGCGCCAUUGCCGGCUGCAGCUUUGGUCCCAAGCAGGGCAAGUCCCGCUGCCAGCAGCUGCUCACGGGCAUCUUCUGGACCGUGGGCACAGCUCGCAAUGCGCUGCUCGUGUGCGGCGCUGCCGCUCUGGGCUACUGGCUGUCCAUUAGCGGCAAUGAGAAUCUUGUCAACACAGUGGGCUAUGUACCCAAAGGACUGCCCGACUUCAGACCACCACCGUUCCACAUGGAUGCUGUGCUCAAUGAGACGAGCGGCGAGAUAUUGCACGAGGGCAAGAGCUUUUGGGAAAUGGCCAGCACCCUGGGCUCUGGUCUCAUCGUGGUGCCGCUCAUAGCUCUGCUAGAAACCAUGACAGUUGUUCAGGCAUUCGCCGAUGGCAAACCUACGGAUGCUACACAGGAGCUGAUUGCUUCGGGUAUUUGCAAUGUGGCCAACUCCUUUGUGCAGGGACUGCGCAGCAAUGGAGGCGUGGCACGUGGCGCGAUACUGAACGCCAGCGGUGUACGCACCCAGCUCUCCAAUUUGUAUACCGGCGUCAUUGUAAUCGUGGCACUCCUCUACCUCACGCCCUGCUUCAACUACAUACCAAAGGCGGCCCUGGCAGCGAUCAUCAUAGCCGCUGUGGUAUUCAUGGUGCAAUAUCGCGUCAUCAAGCCCAUGUGGCACAGCAAGAAAACGGAUUUGAUACCCGGUCUGAGCGCAUUCUUUGCGUGUCUGGUGAUGCCGCUGCAGUUGGGCAUACUGGUGGGCAUUGGCAUCAACGUCAUCUUCAUAUUGUACCAGGCGGCGCGUCCCAAGCUCAGCAUUGAAACGCUUACGACUAGCAGUGGUCUGCGCUAUUUGAUGCUCACUCCCGAUCGUUGCCUCAUCUUUCCCUCAAUGGAGUUUGUGCGCAAGGUGAUUAACAAGCAGGGUGUGAAGUCCACGCUGCCCGUGGUAAUCGACUGUACGCAUAUUUAUGGCGCUGACUUUACCGCUGCCAAGGUUAUAUCCACAAUGAUUGCGGACUUUGCGCAGCGCCAGCAGCCCUUGUUGUUCUACAAUCUGCAGCCGCGUGUGGCGCAGGUGCUGAGCGGCCUGAACAAAGAUCUGGUGGCCAUUUACGAUAUUGGCACGCUGCAUGACAAGCUGGGCGAGAAGACGACGGCCUAACCUCGUGCCUAACACGCUAUAUAGAUUUAUAUAUAUUUAAGUCAUUGUAUUUAUUGAGAGAUGCUGCUUAAUUCUCUAGCGAGGCCAGCGAGUUGUUUUCGCUUGGCUUUUAGACAGACGAAGCCCACGCAAUACUAGGUCAGCAAUGUUACCAACUGUCUAGCCAAAUAGUCAAAUAUUUUCCGUAAAUUUAAUUAGCAUUUAAGCUUAAGCAAUCCUCCUGCAUUAUUUAUUCGCUGAUGAAUUUAAGUUUGGCAAAAUGAAGUGUGAAACUCCAAAUUUCACGCCCCAUUGCGAUGAUGAUUGCUCUGCAUAGUAUUAUUUUGAACGUGAAUCACCGAGUAUUAGCAUUAGUACUUAAAUAAAAGCACAAAUAUUUUUAGAAACUUAUUUAUUGGCCCUCUAUAAUGUAUUUUGCAACGUCAGGCUUUGAGCAAAUAUUUUUAUUGCAUUUCUAACGCCAUAUAAAGCCGCUAAUCAAAUACCCCGAGAUUUAAUGGCAUUCGGUUAAUCGCUGACAGUUGAUCGGUUCAAUUCACGUAAGACUAAAUCAGUUCCCGAUUAGAUUUUUGGUAACACGCUCAUAAUAAAUAAUUUGCAAUUCAAUUGAUUCCGUCAGCGGUAACGCUUCGGCUUAUUAAUUAGCUGCCAUGAACUUGUCAAACCUGCUGCGAUUGAU
Drosophila busckii is the source of this 2965-nucleotide messenger RNA. RefSeq names its product sodium-independent sulfate anion transporter. The record is from RefSeq and is a predicted model, not a curated record. Gene Ontology annotation, molecular function: sulfate transmembrane transporter activity. NCBI's taxonomy places the organism in Eukaryota, Metazoa, Arthropoda, Insecta, Diptera, Drosophilidae. The coding region runs from base 394 to 2286 and encodes 630 amino acids. Gene Ontology annotation, biological process: transmembrane transport. The transcript is spliced from 4 exons. Gene Ontology annotation, cellular component: membrane.